Messenger RNA from Cyprinodon tularosa, 1099 nucleotides. Its product is annotated as lysosomal thioesterase PPT2-like. Gene Ontology annotation, molecular function: thiolester hydrolase activity. Gene Ontology annotation, cellular component: lysosome. Lineage: Eukaryota; Metazoa; Chordata; Actinopteri; Cyprinodontiformes; Cyprinodontidae. The coding region runs from base 86 to 991 and encodes 301 amino acids. The record is from RefSeq and is a predicted model, not a curated record. The transcript is spliced from 8 exons.
CUGGAGUGAAAGUUAAACCAACUUCCUCCCUCCUCAUCCUCCGCGCCGGCUGCAGACAGAAGCAGACAGCAGACCCCGUCCUGCCAUGGACCCCCCGGUAGACCCUGAGUGGGUGGAGAUGAGGGCCCCGCGGGGCCCCUCCGCAGUGCUGCUGAUGCUGCUGCUGGCUGCGGGCUGCGCGGGCGCCUUCAGACCCCUCAUCAUCGUUCACGGCAUCCUGGACGGACCCGAACAGUUCAGGAACCUGUCCGCGUUCAUCCAGAAGGUGCAUCCCGAUACCCAGGUGUCCAUCAUCAGUCUGUAUAACUGCAUGGAGAGCCUGAAGCCGCUGUGGGAGCAGAUCCAGGAGUUCAGGAAGGCCAUCGAGGACAUCAUGAAGGACUCCCCUGAAGGAGUGCAUCUUCUGUGCUUCUCACAAGGCGGUCUAAUUUGUCGUGCGGUUCUUUCUACGUCGCCCAAUCACAACGUGCACACCUUCAUCUCUCUGUCGUCACCACUGGCCGGGCAGUAUGGAGACACAGACUACCUGAACAGGUACCUUCCUGGCUGCAUGAAGAAGACGGUUUUUCUGUUCUGCUACAACAACUUGGGGCAGAAGUUGUCUAUCUGCAACUACUGGAACGACCCCCACCACAGAGACAUCUACCUGAAGAAUAACACCUUCCUGCCGCUGGUGAACGGAGAAAAACCUCACAAGCUCAUGAAAGAUUGGAGAGAAAACUUCCUGCGCAUUAAGAAGAUGGUGCUGAUUGGAGGACCAGAUGAUGGCGUCAUCACUCCCUGGCAAUCCAGCCACUUUGGUUUCUAUGACAACAGCGAGGACGUUGUGGACAUGAGGAACCAGCAGUUUUAUAAACUCGAUACGUUUGGUCUGAAGACGCUGGACGCCCGGGGCGACGUGGCGCUGUGUGUUCAGGCCGGGGUGAAGCACACACACUGGCACUCCAACUUCACUGUUUUCACCAACUGCAUUGAGGAGUGGCUGGUGUGAAGGAGUCGCCUCCGCCGCCAAACUCCUCCUGAUCUUUGAGGAUUCCAACAGUUUGUUUAAUGGCGGCGCCUCCAUCAACCUGAUUCUAGUUCAUCUUUUUCUGAUGAG